Messenger RNA from Ceratina calcarata, 847 nucleotides. RefSeq names its product UPF0235 protein C15orf40 homolog. Lineage: Eukaryota; Metazoa; Arthropoda; Insecta; Hymenoptera; Apidae. The transcript is spliced from 4 exons. Bases 233 to 673 code for a protein of 146 amino acids. Gene Ontology annotation, cellular component: cytoplasm. The record is from RefSeq and is a predicted model, not a curated record.
UUUACCGCAAGCGUAACAUUACUUGGAGAAAUUUAUUAUUAGACUUUGUGAACAAUCGAAUAAUUCGCGGGAACGUAAAAUUCGAUUAGGGUGAUGGUUGGUAGCACUGCCACACGUGCGCAGACGGUGUUAAUCGCCUUGGGACUGUGUUGAGGUUAAAGAAUCAAUGGUAUUGAAUUUGAAAAUUAUCUUGGCCAAAAAAUUAUCUCGCGCGUGAUUCGAUAAAUAGCGAAUGAAUUGGCAUUACACUGGUACGCGCGUUCGCAAAGGUAUUUUGCGAUAUCUCACGGACACUCGCGGUAUGCCGAAACACGGAUCAAAGAAGGGUGCAAAAGCUCCGAAAGUGGCGGUGAACGAGGGACCCAAGGGGCCUGUGAGUGUAAAUAAAGAUGGAAAUGUUACUAUAAAAAUUGCAGCAAAACCUGGUGCAAAGCAUAAUAGUAUAACAGGUGUUUCUGAGGAUGCGGUAGGCGUCGCGAUUUCCGCGCCUCCGGUUGAAGGUCAAGCGAACACAGAACUUGUAAAAUAUGUAGCUUCAGUAUUGGGAAUGAGAAAGUCUGACGUAUCGUUAGACAAAGGUUCGAAAAGUCGACAGAAAGUUGUGGUAGUGGAGAACACCACUGUGGAAAAGGUUUUGGAAAAAUUAAAGGGACAAGAGGGAACAUCAAAAUAACAGUUUACUACAACAUUCCCAUUUUUUCAUCAUAAUGAUUAUUUCUUUUUUAAUAUUCGUAAUGUUAUACUCCUCUUAAUAAUAAGACAUAUUUACUGUACAUAAAUAUGGCCAUCACUUCAAUACACGAACAUGUUUGAUUAUUUUAUACAAUAAAAUAGAAUCUUUAUACAA